This is a messenger RNA of Sphenostylis stenocarpa, 807 nucleotides long. NCBI's taxonomy places the organism in Eukaryota, Viridiplantae, Streptophyta, Magnoliopsida, Fabales, Fabaceae. The record is from the annotation of a GenBank genome assembly.
AUGGAUAAAUCAGAUCUCAUUCAACAACAACAGCAGCAGCAGCAGCAUGUGAUGGGAGUUGCUGCAGGUGCUAGUCAAAUGCCCUAUUCUUCUCACUACCAGACUGCUCCCAUAGUGGCUGCUGGCACACCUGCUGUAGCUGUUGCUUCUCCAACACAGGCUCCUGCUGCCUUCUCUAGUUCUGCUCACCAGCUUGCAUAUCAGCAAGCACAGCAUUUCCACCAUCAACAGCAGCAGCACCAACAACAGCAGCUUCAAAUGUUCUGGUCAAAUCAAAUGCAAGAAAUUGAGCAAACAAUUGACUUUAAAAACCACAGUCUCCCUCUUGCACGAAUAAAAAAGAUAAUGAAAGCUGAUGAAGAUGUCCGAAUGAUUUCAGCAGAAGCUCCAGUCAUAUUUGCAAAAGCAUGUGAAAUGUUCAUAUUGGAGUUAACAUUACGGUCUUGGAUUCACACUGAAGAGAACAAGAGGAGAACUCUACAAAAGAAUGAUAUAGCAGCUGCUAUUUCAAGAAACGAUGUUUUCGAUUUCUUGGUUGAUAUUAUUCCAAGAGAUGAGCUGAAAGAGGAAGGACUUGGAAUAACUAAGGCUACUAUUCCGUUAGUGGGUUCUCCAGCGGAUAUGCCCUAUUACUAUGUCCCUCCGCAGCAUCCUGCGGGACCUCCUGGGAUGAUGAUGGGAAAGCCAGUUGAUCAAGCAGCGGUAUAUUCUACACAGCAGCCUCGACCUCCCAUGGCUUUCAUGCCAUGGCCCCAUACACAACCUCAGCAACAACAGCCACCCCAACAACAGCAAACAGAUUCGUGA